Bombina bombina (fire-bellied toad) is the source of this 1364-nucleotide messenger RNA. RefSeq names its product cellular communication network factor 6 (gene CCN6). Lineage: Eukaryota; Metazoa; Chordata; Amphibia; Anura; Bombinatoridae. The record is from RefSeq and is a predicted model, not a curated record. Gene Ontology annotation, biological process: signal transduction; cell adhesion. The transcript is spliced from 5 exons. Gene Ontology annotation, molecular function: integrin binding; heparin binding. Gene Ontology annotation, cellular component: extracellular matrix; extracellular region. Bases 82 to 1140 code for a protein of 352 amino acids.
CUGCAGACAGAGAAGAGCUUUGUACGUUUCCUCAUUCGCAGUUGAGCUGUCUUGCUAUCUCUCUGCAGUAUUUCAGACAACAUGAACUUGCAGUGGCUCAUUUUUAUUCUAUUUUGCACAUUCUAUGAGCAGUUUUUUUGCAGUAUUGAAGAGGAUGUAAAAAUGGCACUCGCAACUGAUCGGAAAGACACAGACAUGGAGAUCUUCCAACGCAAAGAGUUUUGCCACUGGCCCUGCAACUGCUCACACAAGCGCACCUGUCCAUUGGGAGUGAGUCUUGUUAAAGAUGGCUGCGGAUGUUGUAAAAUCUGUGCUAAACAGUUAGGGGAAGUCUGUAAUGAAGCAGAUGUGUGUGAUCACCACAAGGGGCUCUAUUGUGACUAUUCUGCUGACAAGCCCAAAUUUGAAGUUGGAGUUUGUAAAUAUAUGCUAGCAGUUGGUUGUGAGCUCAAUGGAGUACUUUACAAAAAUGGCCAAUCAUUCCAACCCCACCCAUAUUAUCUGUGCCUCUGUAUAAGUGACACAAUCGGGUGUACCCCUUUGCUGACUUCAAAACAUGGAGAAAGCCAUUGUGUAGAGUCUACUAUUCAUGCAAAAAAAUCUGAACAAUCAAACUGUGCCCUAGAGAAAGAUCUUCAGUUGACUGAACGUACAUUUGUUCCAAUUUACAAGAUCUUACCCCUUGUUUGGAAAAGAAAAUGUCUUGUUCAAGCAACUAAGUGGAGCCCUUGUUCAAAAACCUGCGGUAUGGGAAUUUCUAUUAGAGUAACCAAUGAAAACAGCAAUUGUGAAAUGAGAAAGGAAAAAAGACUUUGUUACCUACGGCCAUGUAAUUCCACCUUACUGGACAAUGUGAAGAUUCCCAAAGGGAAAACCUGUCAGCCUACAUUCCAGGCACCGCAACCAAUGAAAUUUGUUUUAUCUGAGUGUUCAUCGACACGGAAUUACAAGCCCAAAUUUUGUGGAGUAUGCAAAGAUCGAAGGUGCUGCAUCCCCAACAAGUCUAAAAUGAUAACUGUUCAAUUCCAUUGUCCAAACGAAGGCUCUUUCUCAUGGAGAAUGAUGUGGAUCACAUCUUGCGUUUGUCAGAAAAUGUGCAUUGAUCCUGGAGAUUUAUUUUCUCACAUAAAAAUGUUGUGAAUAUUAUGGACUGCCAUCUAAGAAUAAGAUAUUUUUGUCACCAAUCAUGUGUUUCAUUACUACCUGUCCUGUGCAUAUGGGCAUCAUUUUCUCCUUUUCCAUUUUGAGAUAUUAUGCGUGUAUAGCCAACAGACUUGUCUAAUUCCUUAAAGGGACAUAAAACCCAAUUUGUUUUCUUUCAUGAUUCAGAUAAAACAUACAAUUUUAAACAACUUUCCAAUUCA